GUCUGUGUAUGCUCUCUUUGCCCGUCUCCCACGGAGGGAAAGUGGUAUCGCAAUGCUUUCCAAUCAAUCAAGACGAAUCUUUCUCUCGAGGAGGGAUCUGUCUAGUAAAUCGCCCGUGUCUAUCACUUUGACUAGGAAAAGGGUCCUUUUUUGAAUUAUAGCAGGACUAACUCGUAACGUACCUCCAACCGCUCCAGCUCCGUCCUGCUCGGUGCAUUAUGAUUCAGCAAGUUCCCCACCAUCUCUGCGGCCGCGGGCAAUUAUCGGACAACCAACCAAUCACGCCUCGCUAGCUUCAGGGUUCCACGAUGGAACCUCCAGACUUCACAGCCCGUGGGCCCAAGCAAGAGUGAAGAAGAGAGUCUUCAGCAGUGACUACCAAGUACUCGGCUUGUAGCAACCUCACCGGGCCCGUCCCAGCCCCGUGCAACCCGUCGAGCUCGUCUAACCCGUGUCGCCCGGCCCCCUGUCCCUAGACCACUCUUCGGUCCUAAACGCACGGUGCAAUGUAAUAAUGUCGAUCCCAUCCCCGCAAUUGCGCUUUGUGCAACUACCCACCGAGCCAGCCAGUCCGCUAGGCGUAGCUAAGCUUGGGCGCGACUCCUCACAACCCCGCAUAGGCAUGCGCCCACUCUGGAAUGUUGGCUCGACACCGUGGGAAAUCCCACCGCGUCCCCGCUAUGCACGGAGAUUCAACGGAAAUUUUUACGCCAUCCUACCAAGUCCCCAACAAGAGAGAUACACCCUGGGGCUGACGUUGGUGAUUGUGUUGCGCUACAGUAUCGCGAUCGCCCUCGAGUGGUGCUCGACCCCAUCGCAUACUAUAAGAAGGACCGGUGCCAGACGGAUUGCAGGGACGGAGAAAACGAAGCCGUGAUCGCACCUAAUCAUAGCGUAACGACCCUUCCUCUACGAUCUCCUCGUCGCGGGUUGAAUCGAUCGCGAUGGUUGGUCUAACGCGCCUUUUGGCUGGAACCUGGCUGUUGCCAGCGGUGUAUGGCGCCGCCACGCAGACCUCAAGUUCAGCGUAUGUCCAAACUACCCUCGACUCCAGCGUCGAUGUAGGUGCCAACCUGAUCGCCAACGUUGAUGACCCCGAGGCUGUCAAUGCGCAGUCCGCUUGCCCUGGCUAUCGGGCAUCGAACGUGAAAAGCAAUUCUCGUGGAUGGACAGCGACCUUGAAAUUGGCGGGCAAGCCCUGCAAUGUAUACGGUACCGAUGUGGAAUCACUGGACUUUACUCUCGAGUACCUGUCUUCCACGCGGGUCAACUUCCAAAUCACUCCUUCCCAUGUGGAUGCCUCAAACGCAUCUUGGUACAGCCUCUCCGAGGAUGUAGUACCGCGCCCCAAGGCCGACAAGCAAGGGUCUGCCAAGGACAGUCAUUUCGAGGUCUCGUGGUCCAAUGAGCCUAGUUUCAGCUUCAAGGUCGCCCGCAAGGCUACCGGAGACGUUCUCUUUGAUACUACGGGCUCCAAGCUUGUGUUUGAGAACCAAUUCAUCGAGUUUGUUACUGCUCUGCCCGAGGACUAUAACUUGUAUGGACUCGGCGAGCACAUUCAGCAGUUGCGCUUGCUAAAGAACUCGACAUUCACGAUGUAUGCUGCGGAUACGGGCGAUCCGGUCGAUCAAAACACCUACGGAUCGCACGCUUUCUACCUGGAUACUCGCUACUACGAAGUCAAUGGCAAGGGAUCUCACACUCUUGUGUCCAGUGACCAGGCCUUGACCUCCAAGAACUAUGUCUCGUACUCCCACGGUGUUUUCCUGCGUAAUGCUCAUGGCCAGGAGAUCCUUCUUGGAACCGAGAAGCUCACAUGGCGUACUAUCGGUGGUAGCAUCGAUUUGACCCUCUAUGCGGGCCCAACUCAGACGGAGGUGACCAAGGACUACCAACUUAGCACGGUUGGUCUGCCUGCCAUGCAGCAGUACUUUACCUUUGGCUAUCAUCAGUGCCGCUGGGGAUACCAGAACUGGUCCGAGGUGGAGGAUGUGGUUGCCAAUUUCCAGAAGUUUGAGAUCCCUCUGGAGAACAUCUGGAACGACAUUGACUACAUGCAUGGUUACCGUGACUUUGACAAUGAUGCGAAUCGCUAUUCUUAUGAAGAGGGAGCCGUGUUACUGGAAAAGUUACACAAGAGUGGCAUCCACUACAUCCCUAUUGUUGAUUCUGCUCUUUAUAUUCCGAAUCCCAACAAUGCGUCCGACGCGUAUGACACAUACACUCGUGGUGCCGAAUUAGACGUUUUCCUGAAGAACCCCGACGGAAGCACCUACAUUGGCGCCGUCUGGCCUGGAUACACCGUCUUCGCCGACUGGCACCACCCCAAGGCCGGCGACUUCUGGGCAAAUGAGCUUGUUACCUGGCACGAAAAGGUUGCCUUUGACGGUAUUUGGAUCGAUAUGAACGAAGUCUCUUCCUUCUGUGUCGGAAGCUGUGGUACUGGAAAGCUCAGCCAAAACCCAGUCCAUCCGCCAUUCUCGCUUCCUGGAGAGCCUGGAAACAUCAUCUACGAUUACCCCGAGGGCUUCAAUGUCACAAACUCGACCGAAGCUGCCUCUGCCUCUGCGGCAUCUGCCAGCCAAGCUUCUGCUGCUGCGGCUACCGGACAGUCUGCGACUACCACCACCCCCUAUUUACGCACCACGCCUACUCCCGGCGUUCGUAAUGUGAACCACCCCCCAUACGUGAUCGACCACUCUCAGACUGGCCACGAUCUUGCGGUGCACGCUGUCUCUCCCAACGCAACUCACUCUGAUGGUGUUCAGGAGUACGAUGUCCACAGUCUGUAUGGUCACUCCAUCAUUCGUGCCACCUACGAGGGUCUCCUCAAGGUCUUCCCUGAGAAGCGUCCAUUCAUCAUUGGUCGCUCGACCUUUGCCGGAACUGGUAAAUGGGCUGGUCAUUGGGGCGGUGAUAACAACUCCAAGUGGUCUUACAUGUUCUGGUCUAUCCCUCAGGCUCUCCAGUUCUCGCUGUUUGGUAUUCCCAUGUUCGGUGUUGACACCUGUGGUUUCAAUGGCAACACCGACGAGGAGCUCUGCAACCGCUGGAUGCAGCUGUCGGCCUUCUUCCCCUUCUACCGCAACCACAAUGUGCUCUCUGCCAUCAGCCAGGAGCCUUACCAGUGGGCUUCCGUUGCUGAGGCCUCCAAGGCAGCCAUGAAGAUCCGUUACGCAAUUCUCCCUUACAUGUAUACGUUGUUCCAACAGGCGCACACCACCGGAUCGACGGUCAUGCGCGCACUGGCUUGGGAGUUCCCUAAUGACCCCUCUUUGGCGGCCGUGGACACCCAGUUCCUCCUCGGACCUUCCAUCAUGGUCGUUCCCGUCCUCGCACCUCUGGCGACCACCGUCAAGGGUGUGUUCCCCGGCAUCAAGCAAGGCGAGGUCUGGUAUGACUGGUAUACCCAAACUGCCGUCGAUGCCCAACCCCAUGUCAACACCACUAUCGCCGCUCCUCUGGGCCACAUCCCCGUGUUUGUGCGUGGUGACAGCAUUCUCCCCAUGCAGGAGCCUGCCUUGACCACCCGUGAUGCUCGCAACACCCCCUGGACCCUCCUCGCCGCCCUCGGCGACAAGGGAACUGCCUCGGGUGAACUGUACCUCGAUGAUGGAGAAAGCCUCGAGCCCAACUCUACUCUGACCGUCACAUUCAAGGCUACCAAGUCCAGCCUGAGCGCUGAGCCCCGUGGAAACUGGCAAGAGAAGAAUGCGCUCGGAAAUGUCAACGUCCUAGGCGUCACUCACAAGCCUAAUGGCGUGACUCUCAACGGCAAGACCGUUCCGGCAGCGUCCGUCCACUACAAUGCUACCUCGCACGUCCUGUCGGUCACUGAUUUGCAGGAGUUGACAUCGAAGGGAGCGUUUGCAAGCAGUUGGGUCCUGAAGUGGUAAUGAUUCGUGCGUCAAGGGCAGAAGUGAAGGAGUGUGUCAAUAAUGACCGUAUACAUCACUAGCAGUAUUGAUUAGCUUGCUAUGUCUUGUAUACGAAACCCUAUAAAACCAUGUCAUUUCAUAUCGGGCUAACAGGUUUCGCCCGUUUCCACGUCAAGAGAAGCCAGUCAAUAAAUCCAUCAUUUUGAGUAAGGCUGCUGCCACCCCUAAUUUCCCACGCGAGUCCCCUUGGGUCUUAGAUCUCUGCCUGACGGGCUAAACUUUGCUAGGCCAUCGUGAGUACGGAGUACAAGUUGGAUCCUUCGGAAGUUCUUUUGGGAUAUCUUUCCGGAUAGCCCACAUAAUAUCUCUG
This is a messenger RNA of Penicillium brasilianum, 4248 nucleotides long. NCBI's taxonomy places the organism in Eukaryota, Fungi, Ascomycota, Eurotiomycetes, Eurotiales, Aspergillaceae. The record is from the annotation of a GenBank genome assembly.